AUGAUCCGUCGCGAUUCAGACAUUGAAGUCCAGCUGCCUGAUGCUGGCCCUGCUGUUGCGCCUGAUAACCUGAACGAACCGGACGUAGAGAUGCUGUCCGAUGACUCGACCCCUCCUUCACUAAGUCUUCCCGCCCAUCUCGCCGCGCGUUUCGCCCGGAAGCCCAGCCUGGUUCGACGCUCUUCCGCAGCUUCAUCCCGACGGAGCUCGAUUUCCUCCCUACACUCAAAUGCGGGCUCCCAUGGAGCAGCCUCCCCCGAGCAUAUCGCACAGCACUUACGACGAGCGUCGAUCCUCGAAACCCGCAAAGCAAGACUUGCGGACCGCGCGUUGCAUGCGGAGAAAGUGAGGCUACGUGCUGCGCUGGCCAAAGCUGCCACCCGAAAUCUGCAGAGAGAGGAACGGGCCCUGGCCGCUCAGCAAGCUCGAGAGCGCUUACUAGCGGAAAUCACAGCCAAGUGCGAGGAGGAAGUUCGACGCGCAAAGAAGAAGGCGGAAGACAUUCGCGAAAAGAAAGCUGCAGAGCACGCUCGCCUUCGACUCGAAAUGGCCGAGAAGUUUGCAGAGGCAGAAAGGCGGCGGUUGCUAUACCAGCAGACCCCUAGACGACAGCGCACAAGCAGUAUGCCUACUUCUGAAGAGAAGAAAACACUGGAAGUGACAAUGAGACGCAUUACCGAGGACACCGCUACACGCAAGAUUCAGCGGUCAUGGAGGCUAUACCGGGCGAGAAAGGUGAUGAGAGAGUUUCUGAACCUCGAUCUCACCACACAGCGCCUUGCCAAUAUGGCCUUUGAGGAUGUUGGUGCUUUGUUAUCGGAGGAGCAAGUACUAUCUACGACCGCCCGUGUCCUUCGACUUUGCGGUCUGCAAGAUAUGGAGAGCGGGACAGUUGGCGGCAGAGGUGCCGUGCGUACAUUCCUGAGCAGCUACUUGAUUGUCACACAUCCUGCCGCAGUCUUGAGCGGUGAUGGUGAACAGGAACAGGAUCUGAUUUCCAAAGCUCGGGAUCUUCUCUCUUCGUUUGGGCUCGUGACACCCUUGCUUUCUUCUGGUUAUUGCUCACCGGUUUCCGAGCUUCAGACGUUAUGUGAAGCCUACAAUGUCUUUUUUUCCGCCUUCCAUGCUUGGAAGACCCAUGAUUCGAGCGUCCUGAUUGAGAUCAUGCUCGCUCAGUUUAUCGAGCUAGAGUUGAUUUGGCAGACUGUCAAGGAUGACACAGCUGGCGGUGUGGCUGAUGAUUACCGUCAAGGUAUUAGACAGAAUCAGAUUCUGCUUCUUGCUAGACUCAAGCGCCUGGCGGGACCUGACAGGGCUAUGCAAAUGGUGCGCGAUGCGCUGAAAAAGGCUAAGAGACAAAAAAAGAAGUCUUCUUCCAAACGGGCCAUCCCGCGGUCAGCGGAAGUUGCGCCGGCAAGGGCAACAACCGAAGGUCUUACUGAGAGUGUUGCCUCGCCCAUCAGCGAGAGCUUCAACAAUGUGGACAGCGUAGUUCUUCAAGAAUACGAAAGGCAGCGCAUAUCUCCCCAUGAGCGAUUUACCAGGAUCUUGACGGCUCUUCCCGAGAACCGUGCCUUGGUUCACGAGCUCCUUAUCAACAAAGAAUUCAAGAUCGAGGAGAAAUCGUACACGGAGCCCCGCAAGCAGAUAAUGGAGCAUAUGUGUGCUCUGAUGCGGCGAGAUAUGGAGGCUGGGUUGGGCACGAACUGGAUUGUAGCGAUGGCUACAGUGAUUCAGGAUCGUUUAUUACGCUCUCUCCGGCCUGGAAACUCCCUUCAUGUUCUAAUCAGUGAGGUUCUUGACCCAAAACUGGUUGAGAGCCAGUGCAAUGCCGGUGCUUUCUCUUAUGACGCCUUUUUCAACUUCAUGAACACAAUUCUUCCGAAGCUCUGCGCACCCUAUCGUGACCCUGUUGUCAAGGCAUUCGCGGAGGACUUGUCGGGAGAUGCAAUCGAUCGCCUGGCGAGGCUUAUGGGCCUCAUUGACCUUUUGUCUCUUGAUCACACCAACUUUAUGAUUCAAGUCGCUGCCCCUCAGCUGAUUCAGGAAGCUCCAGGGUAUGAGCAGAGGACAUUUGAGAGAGGUCUGCAGGAUGGAUCGCUUGAAUUAAGCAAGAGUCGGCGCUUCUGGCGCACGCAUCGUAAGAUCAUUGCCGACGAGAUGCGACGGCGCGACCCCGAGAACAUUCAUGGGGAACCUCAGCCCCCCGCUGCAAAAGUGUAUGCCCACGGCCUUGUGGACCUGGUUUUGAGCAACGCACCUGUGUUCGACGACCUGAUGCCAGAGACCUUGGAGCUGGACAGGCAGAGACUGAACAGAAUACACGCCCAAGCGUUCAAGAUUGUAGCCACUGCGUCGAUCUUGUUGACUGCCAAAAACCUGCUUAAACGCGAUGCACGCGCCCAAUGGAAGUCUGAAGCGGACCGAAUACUCUCACUGGAUUUUAAUGAUGUUCUUCCGGAACGGAUCCAGUCGAUCCUCGGGUCUACUCACCCUAUGCCUCCUAACGCGAGUUCCCAGCUUGCAGCCACGAUCAGGCGGGUCUUGUCACCGGUUGCCACGGCCUCUGCAGCGGCCUCUCUCACAGAAACCCGGACGUCGGUCGAGGUGAGAGAAGCGCCCGCGCAAGAGUCAUCAUCGUCGGAAUCAGUGAGUUCCGCAACGUCAUCUAGUAUGGCUGGUAGCAGUGCAACAAACUUUACAGAUCCUGUUGCGCGCCUUAUCCUGUCCCGUCUACGGGCACACGUGCUCUCUCGACUCAGCGCAUCGAGUGCGAGUGAACGGGUGCGCGCGACGAGUACCGCGAGUCAAAGUCUUGCAGGGGCAGGAAUGCCUGAAUUUGUGAGUCAAGUUGGUCAGUUGACAGAGGAGCUGAGCAAAGUGCGUGAAGUGGACUGGCUGUGCCAUGGCAUGAUAUACGAACGGAUGCUGGGCGAGGGUGUCCCAAUGAGUCCUGCGGCGUAG
Molecule: messenger RNA, 2964 nt
Organism: Aspergillus calidoustus
Lineage: Eukaryota; Fungi; Ascomycota; Eurotiomycetes; Eurotiales; Aspergillaceae
Source: the annotation of a GenBank genome assembly